Akanthomyces muscarius is the source of this 1578-nucleotide messenger RNA. RefSeq lists its product as uncharacterized. Gene Ontology annotation, molecular function: ATP hydrolysis activity; nicotinamide-nucleotide adenylyltransferase activity. Bases 1 to 1578 code for a protein of 525 amino acids. The transcript has a single exon. Gene Ontology annotation, cellular component: nucleus; cytoplasm. The record is from RefSeq and is a predicted model, not a curated record. NCBI's taxonomy places the organism in Eukaryota, Fungi, Ascomycota, Sordariomycetes, Hypocreales, Cordycipitaceae.
AUGCCUAGGCUUACCAGAAGACGUCGUCUAUUUCGCGAGCACUUUGGUUUCACGUUCGAAACGGUGCCCACGGAUUACACCUUUGGCCGACUGAAAUCGAAGCUCAAGGACUUUCAGGCCUCGUCCGACCAGCUGCGGCUAAUCAACUCCAGCACGCCGUUGCCGAGCCACUGGGCCGCGCAACAUGAGAAGGAUCACGUUCGCGCCGUGCAGAUGAAUAGGCCUUUUUUUCGGCGACGAGCUGCUGUAAUCGCCGCUCGCAACGCCGCAAUGGGCAUACCGGCACCCAAGAUGGUGUCCGGAAACCACCUCGAGAAGCCGCCGCUGCCGCCCGAGGGCACCUUUGCCGGCGCCCCGCCGGCGAUGAAGUCGCGGCUGCUGGUGCUGGAUGCGAGCUUCAACCCGCCGACGCGGGCGCACGCGCACAUGGCUAGGGUGGCCGUGCACGACGUGCUCGAGGAGCAGCGCGCGGCCGUGGCCGAGGCCGAGCACUACGCCGCCAUCGCCGGCGUCGUUGGCGGCAUGAGGCCGCCGCCCGUUGUGCGGCCCGAGACGCGCCUGGUGCUGCUGCUCGCCGUCAACAACGCCGACAAGGAGCCGCAGCCGGCGCCGCUCGAGGACCGCCUGGCCAUGAUCUACGCCUUUGCCCACCACCUCCAGCGCGAGCUGCGCUACCAGGACGACAGCGUCCCCAUUGAGAUCGCGCUCACCUCGGAGCCCUUCUUCAACGGCAAGGCGGAGGCGCUGCGCACGGCCAGCUGGUACCCCAACAUGCGGCCGCACAUGACGUUUAGAAAAUGUGACCAGCGUGGCCGCAAGCUGCCCGGCAAGUGGAACAUGCCGCCGAUGGAGUUUAUCACGGGGUUCGAUACUCUCGUGCGGAUUCUAGACCCCAAGUACUACAAAGAUGAGGAGGAGAAUAAAAAAGACGAUGCCAAGGAUACUACUGGGGCGGCGGACCAGAACGACGUAGACAUGACGGACGCCACGGGGGAGGCCAGCCAGGAAGGUAAGGGAGACAAAAAGAUGGCCACCGAAGAGGCACCUGCGGCACCGCCGCCGGGUACUCUCGCCGCACUAUUGGCAUCCAGACCGCAGCGCGGGAUGACGCCUAUGAGGAGGGCUCUGGACCCUUUCUUCGCGCACGCAUCGCUGCGCGUGAUGCUGCGGCCUGGCGACGACAACGGCCCGUCCGAGGAGCAGCGGCGCUACAUCGCGGCGCUGGCAGGCGAGGCCGAGGGCGCGCCGGGCGUGUCCAGCCUCAACGAGGUGGGCGGCGACGUCGCGUGGAUGGGCAAGGUGCACAUCCUCUCCGAGGAGGAGAGCGACAUGGCCGCGGGCGUGAGCAGCUCCAUGGUGCGGCAGGGCGUGCGCGAGCGCGGGUCCAAGGCGGCCGAGGGCCUCGUGUACCCCCUCGUGAUGGACUGGCUCAAGAAGCGCUCGCUGUACCGCCGGCCGCCGCCGCCGCCGGGCACGUUCUACGACGACGGCGGCCUGGUCGAGAUCAAGACGCUCGGUGCCUGGCGAAAGGAAGACUUUUUCGGCGACGACGACGACGACGCUUAUGUGAUUGACUGA